GGCAAUCCAUUCCCUACACUACGAUUCCGAAUUCAAAGCACAGCCUUACACACAAAUCUCACUCAACUCUUUAAAACCCAUAACUCUUUCAUUUCUCAAAUCAUUAACACAUUCACUCAAAACAUUUGACAACAAAACCAACGCACAUACAUUUCCUUUACUUAACUUUUAAAAGAACAAAAAUGGCUGACGACGCGCAGGACCUGGCCGACCGUGAGCGCAUUUUCAAGCGUUUCGACUUGAACGGCGACGGAAAGAUCUCUGCAGCGGAGCUCGGAGACUGCCUGAAAACCCUCGGCUCCGUCACCCCGGAUGAGGUUAAGCGUAUGAUGGCGGAGAUUGAUACUGACGGUGAUGGAUACAUAUCAUAUCAGGAGUUCACAGAUUUUGCUACAGCUAACCGUGGCCUAAUGAAGGAUGUUGCUAAGAUAUUUUGAUGUCAUAGCAAAUUCAUUAUUUCUCCUUAAUUGUUUUUUGCUUUGUGUUAUUUGUUAUUUAAUUUAAUUCUUUUUUUUGUUUUAAUUUAAUAGGAGAAUGUGAUUUUAUUCUUAAUGGUUGUGAGAGACGUCCAGUGGAUUUUGCUUUGGUAGUUAAACUGUAACCACUUGUCUCCUAUUUUUUUAAAUAUUUUUUUUUAAUUAUUAUAUAUAUCAUCUUUUGACAAAUUUAA
Messenger RNA from Jatropha curcas, 670 nucleotides. Its product is annotated as Calcium-binding EF-hand family protein. Lineage: Eukaryota; Viridiplantae; Streptophyta; Magnoliopsida; Malpighiales; Euphorbiaceae. Gene Ontology annotation, molecular function: calcium ion binding. The record is from RefSeq and is a predicted model, not a curated record.